Molecule: messenger RNA, 4796 nt
Organism: Microplitis mediator
Lineage: Eukaryota; Metazoa; Arthropoda; Insecta; Hymenoptera; Braconidae
Gene: wwk
Product: anoctamin-8
Exons: 17
Coding region: 85-3597 (1170 amino acids)
Biological process (GO): chloride transmembrane transport
Cellular component (GO): plasma membrane
Molecular function (GO): chloride channel activity
Source: RefSeq, a predicted model, not a curated record
GCCAUGCGGGAGUCAGUAUAAGCGCUCGGGUUGUAGGUGAAAGGACCUCAAUAACGAGUUCCAGCCCGAUCCGGGUUGCUAAUUAUGCCAGGCGGCGAGGGGUCCAACUCCUCGAUAAAUUCAUUAACAAACGUUAAUAACAAUGAAUCGCGUUUGCCUACGGCCAGUGAGUCUGUUAUCAAUAAUGACAGCUUGUGCGCGGAUGAUUGUGGUGAUAACGCGAUGACACUCGGUGAUGGGGUCAGGAGGCGAAAGGUCAUAAGGGCUGCCAAAGAAACACUCGAUAAGGCUUCGAGGCUGCUGAGGCGAAAGAUACCAUGCACUGGUCAUUUGAUGACUCCCCGCCGCCUAUGGAUCCAAAAGGUUCCAACUCAAGAAUGCGAUGUAGUAAUGUUGUUUCCAAAUGGCGCUAAUGACGAAAUACUAAUGUGGUUAUUAGGAAGAUUACGUGCUGGAAAUCCAGGACUUGUAGUCCACGUUCGACAUCACACGUCAUCUGAUAGCUACGGAUUUUAUUUAACUGCACCCUUCCCUGUAUUAUUGAAGGCUGCAGAAGAAGUUCAUUUACCAAAAGCCCUAAGACAGGAGUACGGCGGAGGAUUGAAAGAAUUUAUACACACUGAGAUAAAUUGUUUUGAAGGAAGUGACGACCAGACGCUUUUUUUUACCACACAAGAGAGACAAUCUCUGGUGCUACAUCUUCUUCAUACACUACGAGCGACCCAUCAAGAUUUAUCAAGUCUUCCGGGCGUUAAAUUAGUCGAAGGUCAAGCUAUCAUACCCAAGUGUAUUUCUUCGGGCAUUAUUUCCCAGGUGUUUCCAUUACACGAACUUCCGGCUCUAGAAAAAUUACAAAAGAGCUGGGUGAGGGCGUUUUUAAGUCCGCAGCCGCUGGACGAAAUUUGUAAUUAUUUUGGCGUUAAAAUAACCAUGUACUUUGCGUGGCUGGGGCACUACACUACUGCGCUUGUGGUUCCUGCUGCAGUGGGUGUCAUAUAUUGGGUCGGCAUCAUUGGCAGGAAUCAAGCAGUAGAAGAUGUGGCCUAUGUUCUUUUCUCGAUUUUCAAUGUUAUCUGGGCGACUGCGUACUUGGAAACUUGGAAACGUAAAGGCGCAGAGCUGGCCUACAAAUGGGGUACAUUAGAUCAACGGGACGAUUUACUUGUAGAACCACGGCCUUUGUUUGUCGGAACGCUGCAAGUAUCGCCCGUUACCGGAAGACUCGAACCCACGUACCCUAAUUGGAAGCGAAAUGCCAUCCGCUACUGUAUCACCGUUCCCGUUAUCGCGGUCUCAUUAUUUUUCGUUUUCAUCGUAAUGAUACUGAGUUUCCAGAUCCAGGACUGGUGGGACGCUAAAUUGGAAGCUGCUGGCUACGGUUUCUGGUUGAGUUACGUCCCAAAAGUACUAUUAGCGAUAGUGAUAGCAGUUAUGGACGAAGCGUACUUCAAAAUAGCCGUUUGGUUGAACGAUUUGGAAAACUAUCGACUUGACACCGAGUACGAGAACCAUCUGAUCUACAAAGUGGCCCUGUUUCAGUUUGUCAACUCAUUUCUCUCGCUAUUUUACAUCGCGUUUUAUCUCCAAGAUCAAGAAAGACUAAAGGAACAAUUGGCGGCACUACUGAUAGCCCGGCAAGUGAUAAGUAAUUUAAAGGAAUCAGCUGUCCCAUACCUAAUCGAGCAAUUGCGAUUAGCGCGACUCAGUUUCGAGAUGUUCGGAGCCUUGAGUCCCAGCGAAGCGCGAUCGCCACCGGAAGACACGUGUCCGCCGUCGAAACCCGCCGAGGAGGCGACAGAGGAUCACAAGCCCGACAAUAAGGAGGACAAAGCAAAGCAGCAGCAGCUUCGGACCAUCAGCCAAGCGGAAUUGGAGAGUUCACUGUACCGAGUAGGACACUCUGCUAAUUCUCUACUUAGUGACAUUACUUUUAAGAUUCAGGCGAUCAAAAAGUACGACGGCGCAUUUUCCGAGCACUUGGAAAUGCUAUCGCAGUUGGGAUACGUGUGUUUAUUUUCAUCGGCGUUUCCUUUGGCGGCGAUGGCAGCAUUACUGGGUAAUUUAUUGGAAUUACGCGGUGACGCUUUUAAACUUUGUUUUGUGUUGCAACGUCCGUUUGGUCGGCGGGUAUCGAGUAUUGGUACUUGGCAAAACGCAAUGGAAGCAAUGGGUUUAGUAGCAAUUUUGGUGAAUUGUGCCCUAAUUGGUCUGAGUGGUCAGGUGCAGCGCAUGUUUCCCGAGAUGUCAGCGACGCAAACAAUCCUCCUUAUUGUCGCCCUCGAGCACAUUAUGUUAGCAAUUAGAUUUAUAAUAACCUGCGCGAUACCCGACAUCCCAAGCUGGGUCGCUACGGAAAUGGCCAAGGUUGAAUUUCUGAGACGCGAGGCUGUCCGAAGGCUGUCAUCGACACCUUCCCCCGACCAACAGGCACAGACGGUUAUAGGGAGGUUCGUGGUGAGUCCAGCAGACGGUGAAAGUGAUGCCGAAGCGACCCUCAUCAGCCAGGCCGGGUCCCAUUCGGAGAAAAAUGGAGCGAGUCAGGAAGGGACACCUGCGGACACGGGAACGUCUUCGGCGAUCCACACCCCUAGCAGUCCACCGACGCCGGGAGUAUCCGCGAUGCCUAAAAUAGCAGCGACGCCUCCAGCUCUAGAGACACCUGGUAGUGUCGGCAGCACCAGCGACUCCGGAAGUAUCUUCUCAGCGAGCUUCAAUGCCAGCACUACUCGCGAGUCUCAUAACACUCCUAGAUGUUCAAUUCCCGGUGGAGAGCGGGGUCGGCGUUCUCGAGACUGGCUGACGAGUGAUCGCGACUCAUCAUCACCUGGUACUGAUCAGUACAGCCAUCACCUGACAAUCGGUCCCCAUGGCGGAGUGGACUGGGUGAGAAAACUUGGACUCGAUGGAUCUUCUGGACGUAAGUCCAGUGACUCGGAGAUUACUGGGGCUCCGGAAACUAACGUCGAGGAUUUGACCCUCCAUCGAUCCACUGACUGCAUUGUGUCUAAAGAAUUGGCCUCGUCAUCAGACAGCGAUCUUUUGAGGUCAGCGCCGCCAUGGAUGCAAACCCAUCGCAAUCAAAAAUUCCGGUUCUCGCCCGAGAAAGAAAAAGCCCGAGAACGUGAUCGACAUCAUUCGGGAUCUCAAUCCGUACAAUCGUCACAUCAUUUACAGUUACGUGAUACGGAUUCACGUGAUCGUAGGUCUUCAGGUCAUGAAUCAAGCGGUGGCUUAUCCAGUGGAGGGGCAGGAAAUGACAGAGGAGCUCACGGUAUUGGCGCGACAGGUCUGUCUGAUUCGACACGUACUAUUUCUAGUCAGGAGGAAGAAAAACCAUCGAAGGAAGACCGCGAAGCUAAAAAGACACGUGUUAAGCAGAGUCUGAUGAAACGCGCACGUUCGGUGGCAAUAUUUUCCCUUAAAUUAAAAGAACGACGGGCCAGAGAGGCUGAGGUUAAGGCCAAAGAGGCUGAGAGAGAAGCAAGAUGGCAACAGCCACAAUCUUGCGUCGGGGGUGAAUUGUCUUGUAUACCCAUUGAGAAACUCAUAUCCGUUGAUGAUAUUGCCGCGAUGGAAGGUCGUAGGAUGAACCAUUAGUUUAUUUUUACGAUUGAUUUUAUUUUAUGGUUUUGAUAAAAGGUGUUAGUUUAGGAAUAGCAAUAAGGAAUUUUUUGAAGUUUUUUUCAAGUGAUCCAAGGAAUUUUAUGAAAUUUUUUAUUACUUACUAAGAAAUUUCUUUAAAAAUCAUUUAUUUUUUUACUUUUCAAAAAAAAUUAUUUUUAUACGAUCUAAUAAUCACUUUAAAAAAAUCUAGUGUCUAAACUACUGGUUUUACGUGAAAAUUGAUUGAUACAUUUUCUGUAGAGAAUUUAAUUUCCUACAAAAUCGUACUCUUAUACUUUUUUCAUAUUUUCUAUAUUUCAGCCGGAAUUUUAAUUUAAAGUAAACCUCUAAAAAAUCAGCGGAACAAAAAUUUGAAUUUUCGACUCAAAAUUAAAAUUCUACAUAAACUAUUGAAUUUACAUAAAAAUUGAUCGAGACUUUUUUGUAGGAAAUUAAAUUCUCUACAAAUUUGUACUCUUAUACUUUUCUCAUAUCUUCUAUAUUUCAGCCGGAAUUUUAAUUUAAAGUAAACCUUUAAAAAAUCAGCGGAACAAAAAUUUGAAUUUCCGACUCAAAAUUAAAAUUCUACAUAAACUAUUGAAUUCACAUAAAAAUUGAUGGGAACUUAUUUGCAGGAAAUUAAAUUCUCUACAAAUUUGUACUCUUAUACUUUUCUCAUAUUUUCUAUAUUUCAGCCGGAUUUUUAAUUUAAAGUAAACCUCUAAAAAAUCAGCGGAACAAAAAUUUAAAUUUCCGACUCAAAAUAAAAAUUCUACAUAAACUAUUGAAUUUACAUAAAAAUUGAUGGGGACUUUUUUGUAGGAAAUUAAAUUCUCUACAAAUUUGUACUCUUAAAUUUUUUUCAUAUCUUCGAUACUUUGGCUGUAAUCAACGAUUUCCCUAAUUUCCACAACAAACUUGCCUAAUAAAUUAAUUAAAAUUAAAAUUUCCUUGUCCAUCAAUUGAAAAAAAUUCAAACUAUUCCGGAAAUCUAUGCAACAAUCUCCCAACUAACUGGUAUAAAUUAAUUUAAAUUAAUUUGCUAAGUAGAUUAUAAAGAGAAACCUAGUAUAGAUAUCAGAUUGGACGGAACGACGCACAAUGAAUCGAGACAUCGAGUACGGUAACUUAAUAAAUAAAUUAAAAAACAUGCCUUUGCACUACGAAAAAAAAAAAAAAAUAAUAAAUAAUAA